UAAGUUGUUGACUGAGUAAAUGAGUCAUUUCUCAUCAGUUUAUUCAGAGAGCUUAGAUUAAUGAUGAUGAUGAUGACUGUGUUUGUUUUCGUUUUGGGUUUCUUCUAAUUUUCUCACUUUUCUGUGAGAAAAUAAAUAUCUUCUGAAUAGAUAGAUCUCCAGCUCCGGCAUUCCAUAGUUUCACCGUUUUUUGUGUUCAGAACGAAUCUUGGUCGGAAAAGUCGGAAAAGCUGCCCUCCGACGAAGCUUACACGCCGGAAAAGAGCUGGAUAGCAAGGGUAAAGAGGUAAUUUUUGAGAUUCAAAAGAAGUUGAGGAAUGGAUGAUGUUAACAGUGAAGUUCAGAGCAAAAGUAAGUCACUGAAUCAUGUUUCUUGGAUUCCGGUGACCCCUGCAAAGCCAAAUUUGGUUGGAGAAAAGCCGAUCCAUGGCCAUGGAUCUAUUAUACCAGAUUGUAUCACAGAAAAGAGCAACUUCAACAAUUUGGAAUCUGAUGAUAACAUUUUGGGGCGGUUACCGAAAGCCCAUUUUGAUGAAGAAGCUGCAAAUCAUAGACAAAUUCCUUUCCUAGAGCUCAUGAGGAAAGCAGAGUCCGGAAAAAUGGAGUUCCGUGCUCCGGCGCAGCCAAAGAAGAGUGAUGGUGCAGCUGGGAGCAAUUCUGUUCUUAAUUUUGAAAAGAAACAGCUCCUCCGGUACAAUUUGGGGGGCUCCGGCGACAGCUCUUCUGCGACGUGGCAACCGGGAGACUAUGAGAUCAGUUUUGGAGGUUGGAGAUGCCCCCAAGACAAUUCUCUAGUGCAGCAGCUGCGGCGUACUUAUUAUGAUCUUAAUUUGACACCUGGAUUUGAUACUUCACCGGGCAAGGGCGUACACAAUUUUGUACCUGCAACACCAGAUAAGCCCUUCAAAGUAUAUAGUAAAAGGGAUUCUAGAAUGCAGAAGUUGUAUGUAGGUGAUGUACAAGAUGAGGACAGAGUGAAGCUGAUGAAUAAAAAUACUACUGAGAUGGUGGAUGUCAAUGAAUUAAGUAGUCUUCAAGAAAGCACAAGACCUGCUAGUGAUUUUUCAGCAGCUGCUGAUUCCACAGCACUUCAGGCGAAUCAAAAUACCAAUAAGGGAGACAUUGAGGAAGUCGACACGAAUAAAACGCCACAGCAAAAACCAAAAAGGAGAAGGCACAGGCCCAAGGUGGUCAAAGAAGGCAAACCGAAAACUCCAAAGCCGGUAACCCCAAAGCCUGCUGAUUCCAGUAAAACCCCAACAGGGAAGAGAAAAUAUGUCAGAAAGAAUAAAGUAGAAAAGGUAUCGCAAACUCCACCAGAACUAGCCGGAUCCAAAAUGGAAAUCCCUGCCAAGAAGUCAUGCAGAAAGCCUUUGAAUUUUGAAGAGAUGGAACCAAUAACUGAUGAUGCCGGAUGUACUGACAAUGUGUGUUCAGAGACACAGGUACAUCAUAACAUCAACAGAAGUGAGAUAUCAAAAUCAACCAUUAAAGUAUGUCAUGAAAUUGAGGUGAAGAUGGUAGGAAAAACACAAGCAGGCACUGUCCGUGAAAACUGUUCUGCACAUCAUAUGGAGGAAGGUUACCUGUCAAAGAAUGGAACAGAAACUGUAAGAACAUCAGUUCCUGUUUUGAGAAACUCUGCUUUGGUGAAAAUGAAGGUUCAUAUUCAAGAGGAUUAUAAAGAUGUUCACAUGGCUGCCAACGUUCAACGUGAAAACUCUGCACAAUUUCUGUUGGAGAGGGAAACUCUUCCAUAUCCAAUGAGUCCAGAUGGUUCUGACUGCAGCAGUAGUGUAAAUCUGGCAAAAGGAAAUGAACAAGCUAAAAAAUCUAAGAGGGACCAACAUUGCGCUGUCAAACAAGCUAAUACCAACAUUAGUAAUAUGUAUGGUGGUCACUAUAAUAAUUUAGAGACGUAUUUGAUACCUUGGCCACAUAGCAAACGAAAGAGAACUGAGAAGGUGCAAGGGCAUGAUAAUACAGCAGCAAAAGACUGUAGGGAAAUCAUAACUUUAUACCCUCAGAAUAAUAAUACCAUACAAAAUCCGUAUGGAUCAAAAGCCAAAAACUCGAUGAGCGCUCAUUGUAAUCCUAAUAAGCUUCUGAAAAACCUGCAUACUGAUGCUGAAUGCAUGAUCAUGGCUUUUAGUCCGAAGGAGACACCGACAAAGAAAAGAUCUCGAAAUGUUAAAAGAACUCGCAAUUUGUCUUCAUUAAUUAUGGCAGGGCACAACAUGGGGAAAACUUGUUCCACUAACACGAAAGUGGUGUACCAAAAUGAGAAGAGAAUUGAGAACUUCAACAGAACUAACGCCUGCAUGAAUGCUCUGAUUGCGCAGACAAAAACAACACUUGCAAGAAAGAGACGAACAACAAAGAGAAAUUUGCAACGAUGUUAUGCUAAGUUAUCAGGUUCUGCUCGUGAUGUACUGUGGACAGAGAUGCUUGAUUUAAUUGACAAGCAACUGAAAUGCUUAGACAUCAAUAAGGAAAAUCCCUUACUUGAAUUUCAAGAGAGAAAUGCAAUUGUUCCUUUCCAUACAAGAUACCAAGAACACAAUGCACUAGUUCUAUAUAGGAGAGAUGGCACUGUUGUACCCUUUAGGGGUUCAUUUGAUCUUCCAAAGAAAAAUCGUCCUCGGGCUAAAGUAGACUUAGAUGAAGAAACUAAUAAAGUAUGGAAACUUCUGUUGGAAAAUAUAAACAGUGAAGGUGUUGAUGGAACAGAUGAAGAUAAGGCAAAAUGGUGGGAAGAAGAGCGCACAGUUUUCCGUGGACGAGCAGACUCAUUUAUUGCAAGAAUGCAUCUGGUGCAAGGAGAUAGACGAUUCUCUCGGUGGAAGGGGUCAGUUCUAGAUUCAGUUGUUGGUGUCUUUCUUACUCAAAAUGUUUCAGAUCAUUUAUCAAGCUCUGCUUUCAUGGCGCUCGCUGCACAUUUUCCUCUUAAAUCAGAGAAUCAUGACACAGUAUGCUCAGUAUCAAAUGAACCACAAGUGUGCUUAGCUGAAGACACUUCAAACCAACCAAUUUGUGGCUGGCCUUCACUGGCUCCUCGUGAUGCAGAACCUGAUGAAAUAGCAAGUGUUGACAAAAACGUAAGUGAAGAUAGCAAUACUACACAAUAUGAGAAGGAGCACGAUGAGAAAGCAACUAGUCUAAUUUCUUUGCAGCCCACCUUAGAUUCUUUAUCACGAACUCAAGAGAAAUCAGGAUCAUGCUCAGAGAGCAACUCAGAUGCAGAGAUUCUACCAAGCAAAACUGUGCAUGAAAAUUUGGAAGACUCCAUUUCAUCAUUGAAAGCUCGACAAAAGGAUGAUUCUUCCAUGCUACAUGAAGUUUACCAUGAAAAUCAGGAGAUUGUCACUAACAAGCUCAACAGUAUUUGUGACAAGUCUAAAUCUGCAGAGCAUAGCGAUAAAAGACAAAUUAUAGACAAAGGUAGUCCCACAUGUUACCCUGUCAAUAAUCUCUACUUGCAGGAAACCACUAAUACAGGAUCAACGUUGAUUGAGUGCUUCGAAAAAUCCCUAGCGACGGAACCUGCAGAAAUUUCUUGGAACAAAACUGAAAACAGUGCAAGUGAUCAGAGUACACUGACAGUGGAAUCUGCAACUCAAGUCACUAUUCAUAAAAAGGUGACAGUCAGUCCCCAAGAAGCAACAAGGCCGAUUGAAUCAGAUAACAUCAUUCAGAUCAACAAAAAUGUACUUGUUGAAUCUCAAAGCAGCACAGUUGGAAACCUUAAAGUUGUUGAAGCAUGGAGUUCAGAAAAAAGCAGUAUAAUACAACAAAAUUUGACAAUCCACUCUGAAGAAACCCAAGAAGUUUUGAAACAGACAGCAGAAGUAGAUUUGAACGAGUGUUGUCAUUCAUUACCUAAAGAGUGCAGUGAGCUGGAUGCUGCUACGUCAAAGCCAAAGAAUAAGAAAUCUGGAAAGGAGAACACAGAAUAUCAGGACUGGGACAAACUAAGGAAGCAAGCAGAAGCCAAUGGAAGAAGAAAAAAAACAACAGAUACAAUGGACUCCUUGGAUUGGGAAGCUGUAAGAUGUGCAGAUGUUGGUGAAAUUUCUCACACAAUUAGAGAACGGGGGAUGAACAACAAGCUGGCAGAGCGAAUCAAGGACUUCCUUAACCGGCUGGUAAAAGAACACGGAAGUACUGACCUUGAGUGGCUGAGAGACGUUCCACCUGACCAAGCAAAGGAGUAUCUGCUAAGCAUAAGGGGAUUGGGGCUGAAAAGCGUCGAGUGUGUGAGACUUUUGACACUUCACCAUCUUGCUUUCCCGGUGGACACAAAUGUUGGACGUAUAGCCGUACGAUUAGGAUGGGUACCUCUUCAGCCACUGCCUGAGUCACUACAGCUGCAUCUUCUUGAACUGUACCCAGUGUUGGAAUCAAUUCAAAAAUAUCUCUGGCCUCGACUGUGCAAGCUUGACCAAAGAACACUCUAUGAGUUGCAUUACCAGAUGAUAACAUUUGGAAAGGUCUUUUGCACCAAAAGCAAACCAAAUUGCAAUGCAUGUCCAAUGAGAGGAGAAUGUAGACACUUUGCGAGUGCAUUUGCUAGUGCGCGACUUGCCCUGCCAGGGCCAGAAGAGAAAAGUGUAGUUAUUGCAACCGAAAAAAGAAAGGAAGACAUAAAUUUUACUGUUAAUGAGAGAACACCCUUACCCCUUCCUCAUGCCAACAAACAAUCAGAAUACUACCACUUAAUGGAAGUAAAUGAUCAGUCAGAAGCAAAAGCUGGGAUCAAUUGUUGUGAACCCAUCAUUGAGGAACCAGCAACACCAGAGCCUGAAAGCCCAACAAUAUUAGAAGAUAUUGAGGAUGCUUUCUGUGAAGAUCCUGACGAAAUUCCAAUGAUCAAGCUUAAUAUUGAACAGUUCACUCAGAAUGUACAGAACUAUAUGCAACAAAAUAUGGAACUUCAAGAUGGUGAAAUGUCCCGGGCCUUAGUUUCUCUAGGUCCAGAAGCUGCUUCUAUUCCUAUGCCCAAGCUGAAGAAUGUGAGCCGACUGCGAACAGAACAUCAAGUUUAUGAACUUCCAGAUUCGCACCCUCUUCUGGAAAAGUUACAGUUGGAGAAGAGAGAACCUGAUGAUCCGAGCCCGUACCUUUUGGCCAUAUGGACACCAGGUGAAACUGCAAACACUAUUGAACCACCCGAGAGGAGGUGUUGCUCCCAAGGAUAUGGCAGCUUGUGCAAUGAGAAGGAGUGUUUCUCGUGCAACAGCAUGCGUGAAGCGAACUCCCAAACAGUUCGAGGAACCAUUUUGAUACCAUGCAGGACGGCAAUGAGAGGAAGCUUCCCACUUAACGGGACCUACUUUCAGGUUAAUGAGUUAUUUGCAGAUAAUGAUUCAAGUGUCGACCCAAUUGAUGUUCCAAGAGAAUGGAUAUGGAAUCUACAAAGGCGCACUGUGUACUUUGGAACCUCCAUACCAACUAUAUUUAAAGGGUUGACAACUCAAGGCAUUCAACAGUGCUUUUGGAGAGGAUAUGUUUGUGUGAGAGGAUUUGACCGAACAACACGAGCACCACGGCCUCUAUUAGCCAGACUUCACUUCCCAGCCAGCAAGGUGAAAAGAACAAGAGAUGAAAAAAAUGAGUAGUGGUGGUGUAGAAAAGGGAGAAUUCAGGGUGAUGAUGUCCAGCAAAACCAGAAUUUUACCAUGUAGUAUAAAUAGCAUAAAUUCCAACCUAGAUUAUUUAACAAACAACUCUAAACUGGUUCUUUAGAUAGUAUCAAUAUAUAUAUAUAUAUAUAUAUAUAUAUAUAGAUUACAUAUAUAUAUUUAUAUAAUCCCCAAAGAAUGAACAAGCAACCUAGUUGAGCUGUGCUGAAUGCUCCCAUGAUUGAGGAAGGGAACAACUAUGUUGCCAUGUAGCUUAGUACGUGUACAUGAUUACUUAGUCUCAGAGAGAGCUUUUUUGCUCCAAUCCAAAGUUUGACUAUAUGACACGACCAAUGCGCUUUCCUA
Cannabis sativa is the source of this 5987-nucleotide messenger RNA. RefSeq names its product transcriptional activator DEMETER. Gene Ontology annotation, biological process: base-excision repair. The transcript has 20 exons. Gene Ontology annotation, molecular function: DNA demethylase activity; 4 iron, 4 sulfur cluster binding; DNA N-glycosylase activity. Lineage: Eukaryota; Viridiplantae; Streptophyta; Magnoliopsida; Rosales; Cannabaceae. The record is from RefSeq and is a predicted model, not a curated record. Bases 318 to 5618 code for a protein of 1766 amino acids.